This is a messenger RNA of Larimichthys crocea (large yellow croaker), 4301 nucleotides long. RefSeq names its product dishevelled associated activator of morphogenesis 1a (gene daam1a). The transcript is spliced from 26 exons. Gene Ontology annotation, biological process: actin cytoskeleton organization. NCBI's taxonomy places the organism in Eukaryota, Metazoa, Chordata, Actinopteri, Sciaenidae. Gene Ontology annotation, cellular component: stress fiber. Bases 546 to 3695 code for a protein of 1049 amino acids. Gene Ontology annotation, molecular function: actin binding; small GTPase binding. The record is from RefSeq and is a predicted model, not a curated record.
CUGGCUGACAGGCAUACAGGCAGCAGACACUGACUGACUCUGAUGAACACAUAAGAAUGGAAAAGGGAAAGAGACGAACACAGAGGCAGAAACAGGAGCAGGAGCGCUGUGGACAGAUGAAGCAAAUGAAAGAGGAUUUCUAUUUUCACCUGCAGGUUUCUGCCAAACUUUAAGGAAAUCUUUGUUUGAAUCCACUGUCAAUGACUUUUCUUUGUUGUGGAUUUUGUAUUUACAGUGUAAGUGAACUAACCUCUUGUGGAUUAUGGCUGUUCGGACAUAUGUUUGAACUCUAGCUCUACUGAAAGUUCAAACUGUUGAAAUUGAAGCAUCACUCUCUCAUGUUUAUUCCCAUUAUCCCUCUGGAUUAUAUGAAAGAUGUAAAAAUACAUUUUCAGAAGAAAUCAAGUGACAAGCAGCUGAUACGGAUGUUCAUCUGACACCUGACUGCUGCUACAGACACCGCUGGAGCUAAACAUGGCAUCCCACUGCAUCACAUAGAAGUGAAUCACAAAGUCGAUAGUUCUGGUGAGAUCCACGUUGUAACCAUGGAGUCCAUGGUGAAGCAGCCUCAGGGGCGUAGCCUGUCAUCUAUGUUUUCCUGCUGCUUCAAGGAAUCAGGAAGUGACCAACCAGAGAUCACCUACUGCCAUGACAACAGCAACACUAUGGCCGUAAUGGAGCCCACCCUAACAAUGCCCCCUCCUCAAGAGCUGGAUGCAAUGUUCACUGAACUGGUGGAUGAACUGGACCUGACAGUGGAGCACAGAGCGGCCAUGUUUGAUUUGCCAGCAGAGAAAAAGUGGCAGAUCUACUGCAGCAAGAAAAUGGAGGCAGAGGAGAAUAAAGGAGCAACCAGGUGGCCAGAGUAUUAUAUUGACCAGCUCAGGUCCAUGGCUGCCAGGAAAAUGCUGCUGCUGAUGGAGAAUGAGGAAGAGCAGGGAAGACAUAAUAUUAUAGACAGUCUGAAGACAGCACUAAGGACACAGCCCAUGAGGUUUGUGACACGAUUCAUUGAGUUGGAUGGCCUGUCUUGUAUCCUCAAUUUCCUCAAGUCAAUGGACUACGAGACCACAGAGUCUCAGGUCCACACCUCACUGAUUGGCUGCAUCAAAGCUCUGAUGAACAACUCUCAGGGCAGAGCUCAUGUCCUGGGUCACUGUGAGAGCAUUAACAUCAUCGCACAAAGUCUCACCACUGAAAACAUCAAAACCAAGGUUGCAGUGUUGGAGAUCCUUGGUGCCGUGUGUUUAGUUCCAGGAGGACACAGGAAUGUACUAGAAGCCAUGGUGCACUACCAGAAGUUUGCCUCGGAGAGAACUCGCUUCCAGACUCUGGUGACAGACUUGGACAGAUCCACAGGUCGCUACAGAGAUGAAGUGAAUCUGAAGACUGCCAUCAUGUCCUUCAUCAAUGCUGUGCUCAGUAAAGGAGUGGGAGAGACCAGUCUGGAGUUCCGGAUCCAUCUGCGUUAUGAGUUUCUGAUGUUGGGCAUUCAGCCGGUCAUUGACAAACUCCACUCCCAUGACAAUGAAACUCUGGACAGACAUCUGGACUUCUUUGAGAUGUUAAGGAAUGAGGACGAACUUCUGAUGUCCAAACGCUUCGACGCUGUCCACAUAGAAACUAAAAGUGCCAGCCAGAUGUUUGAGCUGAUCAAGAGGAAUCUGAACCACACUGCAGCGUACCCUCACCUCCUGUCUGCACUGCAGCACUGCCUCAUGAUGCCAUAUAAGCAGAGCAGCACCACACUGCAGUACUGGGUGUUGUUGGACCGGAUAAUUCAGCAGCUGGUUCUGCAGACAGACAAAGGUGAAAACCCUGAUGUGGCACCACUGGAGGACUUCAAUGUUAAAAAUAUUGUACGCAUGCUUGUCAAGGAGGACGAAGUCAAACAAUGGAAAGAACAAGCUGACAAAAUGCGAAAAGAGCAUCAGAACUUACAGCAGCGUUUUGAAAAGAAGGAUAGGGAGUGUGAGGCCAAGAAUAAGGAGAAAGAAGACAUGAUGGCCAUGUUGAACAAGAUGAAAGACAAACUGGAGCGAGAGAGCAACGACCACACGCAGGCUAAACUACAAGUGGCAGAACUGUCUGCUCGGCUUCAGCAGCUCAGCGCCACCUCCAGCGUUCCGGGAGGACCUCCUGUGACCUCUGGUGGUUUACUUCCUCCUGGUCCUGUCACAUCCAUCGGCCCUGCUCCUCCUCCUCCCCCUCCUCCUCCGCCCCCACCUCCUCCAGGAGGACCACCAGCUUUUGGCAUGGCUCCACCCCCCCCACCUCCCCCUCCAGGAGCUCCUCUAGUAUCCCAGAAGAAGAAUAUCCCUCGGCCAUCCAACCCGCUGAAGUCUUUCAACUGGAGCAAACUUCCUGAGAACAAGAUCGAAGGAACCAUUUGGAAAGAUAUCGAUGAUGUCAAGGUGUUUAAAGUUCUGGAUCUAGAGGAGUUCCAGAAGACUUUCUCAGCUUACCAGAAGCCACAAAAGAGCACUGAGGACGACAACCUUUUUGCCAAGAAAGCCAAAGAGCUGUCAGUGAUCGAUGGACGACGAGCACAGAACUGUAACAUUCUGCUCUCACGGCUGAAGCUGACCAAUGAGGAGAUCCGUCAUGCCAUCCUGACUAUGGACGAACAGGAAGACUUACCUAAAGACAUGCUGGAGCAGCUUAUGAAGUUUGUUCCUGAGAAGAGUGACGUCGAGCUGUUAGAAGAACACAAACACGAGCUGGAUCGCAUGGCCAAACCUGAUCGCUUUCUGUAUGACAUGAGCAGCAUCAACCACUACCAACAGAGACUUCAGUCUCUCUAUUUCAAGAAGAAGUUUGCAGAAAGAGUGGCUGACGUCAAACCUAAAAUCAAAGCUCUGAGUCUUGCGUCCAGGGAGGUGGUGCAGAGCAGGAUGCUGCGACAGCUCCUGGAGGUGGUUCUGGCCUUUGGGAACUACAUGAACAAAGGACAGCGAGGAAAUGCUUUUGGAUUUAAAGUGUCCAGCCUCAACAAGAUAGCUGAUACCAAGUCCAGCAUUGACAAAAACGUCACUCUGCUCCACUACAUGAUCACCGUACUGGAAAAGAAGUACCCUAAGGUGGCAGCUUUCAGUGAAGAGCUACCAAAUGUGUCAGAGGCUGCUAAAGUCAAUAUGACAGAGUUGGAGAAGGACGUUGGCAGUCUGAGAUCUGAACUAAGGAGUGUUGAGGCGGAGCUGAAGUACCAGCAGGCUCAGUCCCCUCAGGGUCCCAACGAUAAGUUUGUAUCCAUGGUCAGUCAGUUCAUCACUGUGGCCUCCUUCAGCUUCUCUGAAGUAGAAGAGUCACUCACUGAGGCCAAAGAAGUGUUUGCAAAGGCACUGAGGCACUUUGGAGAAGAUCUGUCCAAACUGCAGCCGGACAUGUUCUUCGGGAUCUUCGACACUUUCAUCACUUCUUUCUCCGAGGCCAAACAGGACAACGAGAACAUGGCCAGACGCAAGGAGGAAGAGGAGAGGCGGGCACUCGCGGAGGCGCAGCUGAAAAAAGAGAGGGAGCAGAAGAGGAAAGCAAACGAAGCAGAAGAGGGUGGUGAGUUUGAUGACCUGGUGUCUGCUCUGCGCUCCGGAGAGGUGUUCGAUACGGAUCUGUUCAAAAUGAACCGCAGAAAACAGCGGAAACAUAACUCCUUCGAGAUCAGCCGGGAGAGACCAGUAACAAAGCUCAACCAGUAACAGAGCAGGACUUCAUGGACAACGCUGACACAGGGGACUUCCAUAUUCCAGAUACACAUAUAUGGUAUGCAGAGACCAAGGCUGGCCAGACUGUUGGUUGCUCAUACACAUUUAAUCCACACGACACUUGAGUCUUCUUCUGUGUAGUUUCAGGACAUUUAGACGGCUGGAGUCUCCGCUUGGUCACUGUGACUCAAGGACACACACAGCACUAGACUAUUUCUUGGAGUUCCAGCCCAGCUAGUCAUUCUUACAUAUGAGAAUUAUGUUAAUAUUCUAAUGCCACAGUCUCACAGGAAGUCAGUCAGUGUGUUUAACAAACAAAAUGCAGGUGGCCACAAACUUUUCUGUAUAAAUUCAACUUGCACUGAGUAUUUAAAAUACCUGUCUACUGUUGCGUGCAUGUCUGUGUGUGUGUCUGCGUGUUAUAAGCGUAGCUGUAACCACAUACCAUAUUUUUGAGUCUAGAACAUGGAGAUAGAUGAUUGACAACUGUAUUUGUGUUCAAAUGUACCUGCACAGGAUAUUUUUAAUAUAUAAUUGACCGUGAGUGGUAUGGAUUCAUAUGAAAAGUGUCUUGUUUAGAAUGUGUCUGAACCAUUAUUA